AUGGAACUGUCCCAGCUCCUCAAUGAGAUCAGGGCAAACUAUGAAACGCUCCUCAGCCGAAGUCAGAUAGAGGCCAUCCUCUCAGCAGGGACCCAGCUAGAAAAAAUCACAACUGCAAGAAUGAACAAAGAUGAAGAAAUCUUAAAGGCAGCCAGGGCAGAGCUAAAUGAAGCUAGACGCCAAUGGCAUCAUAUGCAGACCGAAAUAGACUCUCUUCAUGCCAUGGAAAGGGGGUUGGAGAAUUCGCUACUGGCUACAGAACUACGAUACCAAACACAGCUGAAUCGCUUGGAAACAGAGAUUGAAGGUCUGGAGAAGGAGCUCCAAGAAGUGCGGCAGGACAUAGAAAAACAGCUCCAGCAACAUGAAAUAUUGUUAAAUUCCAAGAUGAGACUUGAGCAGGAAAUAGCUACCUAUCGCAGUUUGCUGGAGAAGGAAGAGAAAAGGUUUCAUUAUUUAAAACACGAAGAAACAACAGAUAUCAGAAAACCUACCACCAGCCAAAUAGCUUUUAUUUUACCUUCAUCAAGCAAGCUAAAAAAACAUGAAAUUGAAAAAGUGGAAAUACUGACAAAGCAAGCAGUCUUAAAUGGAGGUGUUGAAAAGGAUAGCACAGAGACUCAUAAUACAAUACAGACAGAAAAAGUAGAUGAAGUGAUUAAAGAAUGGGAAGGCUCUUUCUUCAAGGAUAACCCACACUUAAGAAAAAAGUCUGUUUCUUUGCGCUUUGAUCUUCACCUGGCAGCUACAGAUGAAGAUUGUUUACAUAUGAAACAGAAAAGUCUGCCUGAUAUUGAAGUGAGGUUGGUUAUGAGACGGUCUUGCAGCAUCCCAUCAAUCAAAACUUAA
Thamnophis elegans (Western terrestrial garter snake) is the source of this 849-nucleotide messenger RNA. It is a transcript of the gene KRT222, whose product is annotated as keratin 222. The coding region runs from base 1 to 849 and encodes 282 amino acids. Lineage: Eukaryota; Metazoa; Chordata; Lepidosauria; Squamata; Natricidae. The record is from RefSeq and is a predicted model, not a curated record. Gene Ontology annotation, molecular function: structural molecule activity. The transcript is spliced from 6 exons.